This is a messenger RNA of Lacerta agilis (Sand lizard), 1117 nucleotides long. RefSeq names its product glutamate rich 1 (gene ERICH1). The record is from RefSeq and is a predicted model, not a curated record. Bases 76 to 1032 code for a protein of 318 amino acids. The transcript has 6 exons. Lineage: Eukaryota; Metazoa; Chordata; Lepidosauria; Squamata; Lacertidae.
GCUGCUGCUGCUUCUUGCAAGCCGGAUAAGGCGAGUGCUUUGCACGGGAUUCUCCGCGCGCGCUGUCCGUGCAGGAUGGCUCUCAGCAGGAGGACGGAAGUGUUCAGAAAGAAGGUAUUGGAGAGGCUCUUUCCUACUCCUGUUCCACCUGGUGUGGUUUCUUCAAGUGCAGAGAGCGGCACUGCUCCCAGAAGUCCAGUUUCGGAGCAAGGAGGUCCUGAGAGUACCACAAUUUUGCAGCGACACUCCAGUUCACCAGGUGAAAAGCAUGUGAGUCUGCCUCCAAAGAAAAUGUACACAGUGAAUCCACCCCCCAGAGAUUAUAUACCAGCUUCUAAUAACGAACCCAGCAAUAGCAGCUCUGAGAGUGAUGACAGCGAUGCCAAUAUUCCAGAGGAGAAUGAUCAAGGACAGCCCCGGAGAAAGCGCACCCGAAGGAGGAAACGGAAGAAUGUUUUGCAAAACCCGGAUAAUUUACACGGAGGCCAAACAAAGUGUGGGAAGCAUGAAAAUCUGAUUGAAGAUAAUUUACAGCUGCAGCACACAGACGACACAAAUCUAAGUCGAAACAAAAAGAGGAAAAUGAAAAAGAAGCGGCAAAAGGAGAAGAUGAGAGCAGCUGGUUUGCUGACAAAGCCAACUGGUAUAGAUUUCACAUAUAAGCCCGAGAGGGAGGAAAGAACCGACUUUGAAGAGGCAGAUAGCAACGUAGAUGACAUUUUGGAUUUUUUGCAAGCAGCACAAGAAAUCUAUUUCUCCGACAACCGAUCUAAAUGUGCAGAGUCAGCUGUGAAUUCAGAAAGCGUAAAGGAGAUUUUGCAGAGUCUUGAAUCUCGCAGCAUGCCUUCGUCAGACGUCACUCUUUUGCGUGAGAUGACAUCUCCUGUACUUCUGCAGGAUGUAGAGAAACUCAAGGGGGCCGUGGAAGAGUUCCACACUAAGUCAGUGAUGCCUCCCGAUCAUGCCAAGGCAAUCUCUUCUCUGUUUCUCUACUGGAUUACAGAUAUCCUUCCUGGAAAGAACAGGAAAUAAGCUAAAUGUGCACAUCCAUCUGUACAGGGUUAAAAUGUAAUACAUAAGACUCUGAACUGUAUCUGAGAGUAUUCAGAAACAGCAA